Molecule: messenger RNA, 1490 nt
Organism: Populus trichocarpa (black cottonwood)
Lineage: Eukaryota; Viridiplantae; Streptophyta; Magnoliopsida; Malpighiales; Salicaceae
Product: putative F-box protein At3g16210
Exons: 2
Coding region: 209-1312 (367 amino acids)
Molecular function (GO): protein binding
Source: RefSeq, a predicted model, not a curated record
UUAAAUCAAUUAUACAUAUUGAAUAAGAUUUUGUAGGUUAUAUCUUGGAAAUCUAAUACACAUCUAGUAUAAAGCUAGCGUUUGAGUGCUAACAUAGGGUUAUCUUUCAUCCUCAAAUUGGCCAAGCCUUCUCGUUCGGCAAUACCUCUGCAUCCUCCUCUAUUAAUUUCCCACAGGAAAAGUACCCAGCGAGAGAUCAACAGCAGAUAUGGCAACUGAGAAUGGAUGUCUUUUGCCUGAAGAUGUGAUCAUUGAGAUUCUCUCGUUGUUGCCUGUCAAAACUCUAUUGCAGUUCAAGUGUGUUUGCAAGUCAUGGUAUGGAAUUAUUACUAGUUCCAAUUUCAUUUCCUUGCACCUGAACAACCACUACAACAACAUUAAAAGUGGUCAUCUCUUAGCUCACUUUGUUUGCCCCCAGCUGCUUGAGUUGUUCCAAGACGAAUCACUCACAGACUUAUCACAUCAGGGGCUUGAUCCACCUAUCCGAGGACGUCUUUGUGGUCCUUGCAAUGGAAUAUUUUAUGUAGACAGCGAAGAUAGUAGUGGUAGUGGUCUUUGGAAUCCUGCGACCAAGGAAUUCAAGCUUCUACCUGAGAAAAUACGUAAUAAGUCGAGUCUUCCACUUUAUUAUGAAGAUAGUUAUGGAUUUGGAUUUGAUCCGGUAACUAACGACUACAAGGUGGUUGUUAUUCGAGAGUCCUAUACACGAGAGUAUUAUCUAGAGAAGUUUCCUUCCUCUCUUGUCAUUGUAUACACAUUACGAACUGAUUCUUGGAGAUGCUGGGGAAGUCUGGAUCAAGGCUACACAUUGCUGGGCAACUAUUGUUAUACAAAUGUGGAUGGAGUUUACUAUUGGCAGGCAGGCCAUGGAGUACAUAUGAAUGUGAUUCUUUCCUUUAACAUGGCCACCGAUGCGUUCCAAGAAAUACAGGAACCAGACUAUGACAAGCCAGCAUACAGUACUAGACUUAUAUUAUACCACGACUCAAUCGCGUUUUCUACUGUCCACAAUGUUGAGAAGUUUCUUGACAUUUGGGUGUUGAAUGAAGGUUGUUGGAUAAGACAAUUCAAGAGUCGACCUCUUUUAGAACUUCGGAAUCCAGUUGCGCAUUGGAAGAACGGUAAUGUUAUUCUAGACAGUGACAAUGACCAACUAAUGCUGUAUGACACAAACAAGCAAGAACUCAAGGAUCUUAGAUUUAAAGGAACUGGUGUCUGCUAUGAAAUUCUUGUUUACAGGGAAAGCUUGGUUUCAAUCAAAGAUGGAAUUGGGUGCAGGCAACAUGAAGAACAUUUGCCAGAACACAGCUAAAAUGGAGCCACGACUAGAAAACAGGAGUCUUUUUGUUCAGUUUAGCCAAUUUUAUUUUUCUUGAUGGUUGUAGGGAGCAACCAUACGAUACGUAUGACAUCAGACAAUUUCAUUUUUUUUUUUUUUAUGAAUAAACAUGUGUUGUGAAUGAUGUUUUUUAACAUUAAGAUAAAGAUUU